GAAUUUAUUGCGUUUCUUUUUCAACAAUGCUAUUCGUGCGUAACUUAACAACAAUAAACGCCUAGUAUGGAUAAAUAAAAUCGUUGAACAAAAGAUUAUAAACAGGCUUAGGCAGGAAAUUUUCUUUUUCUUUCUUUUCUUUUGAUUCAAGCUUCACGUGUUUCGCUAAAAUAGCUAAAAAAUUUACAAAAUUUGAUAGUUUUUACAUAGGAAAAGAGUGGAAAAUAUAUAUCAUCUUUUAAAAGGUUUCUACAGCUUGGUCUAUCUCGUUUCUCUGGUAACCAAAUAUUUAUAGGCGUCUCUUAGGCAGAAAUGAUUGCGAGUUCGACUAAUCGUCUUUCUCGAAAGGCUUCAUCGUCUGGCUCAUUACGACUUAGCCCACCAAAAAGGGUUAGAGGAUCCAAUACGGUAAAUAAAUCCAAUUCUGAACCGGCCUCUCCAGUUUCCAAACCUCGAAGGGCAAUAUCAACACCCGAAGAAUUAUCAUCCAAUCACGCUAACGGCUGUUACGAUCAAAUUGAGCAUAGGGUCCAACACAAGCACGUUCCAAUCAAUCAUCAAAACGCUACUUCCAUUAAAAGAUCGCCUCAUCCGUCGGGUGCACAAACUCUACCAAAACAAUUUUCGUCCGCUUCCGGAGCUGUAGACGCCUAUCAGAAUCGGGAUACAAUCGAAGCUGAAAGGAUAUACGGCUCUAGGGAAAGAGUUGCGGAAACCGAACCUGAAGAAGAGGAAGAUCCAUACUCUACUGCUGCCGAACGAAAAUUUUCAGCAUUGGACGUUGAAGCGGAACCGCCACCUGCACCAGCUCCUAACUCUGUUAGGAAGAGUAAAAGUGUUUCUUCAUCUGAAAUAGAAUGGCCUCCACCUCCAGAACCUAUUGAAGACCAUCUUACGUCACCACCAGUAGAUAGCUUCGACUCUGCAACGUUGAAAAGAAUGCUUAGGACUUUGGACGAAAAUAAUGAAAAUCAAAACGGCGAUGGUAGACCUCCCAAAGCCCCCGAAAAGCACAAGGAAAAUUCCAGACGAAGCAGUCGACAGAUGCAAAGGUCAUCAGUUAGCUCAAAACAUUUCGGUAGCGGUUCCGAUACAACCGAAUUAUCCGAAUCUGAAGAUGGUAGUGCUACAAAUACAUCAGAUAGUGGAAGUUUAAAUACACUUCCGGCAGAACAAGCGGCCAUGUGGAGCUCAAAGAGUGCCGCUGUCCGAAAAGCGGGUUGGCUACACGCCAAAAAUUGGUUAAUACAUAAAAAGAGGAGAGUUGAACUAGCAAGAAAAAGAGUUUGGAAGAAGUAUUGGGUUUGCCUUAAAGGAACAGCCUUACUAUUCAUGAACGAUCCUGACGAAACUAACCCGAAAUAUGUUAUAAUUAUUGAAAGUGGAAUGUCUCAACCAGUACCAGAGCAUCCGAAAAGGGAAAAUAUCAUUGCUUUGACUACUGCAUUUGGGGAUGCUUAUCUCUUUCAAGCCACGUCCCAAGUAGAACAAGAAAAUUGGAUAUGUGCAUUACACUCAGCCUGUGCUUCCUGUUUAGCAAGGCAGCAUGGGAAAGAAAAUACUCUAAAACUAUUGAAAUCCGAGAUACAAAAAUUAGAAAGUUCUAUUGAAAUUGAUAUAAAAAUGAAAAAAAUGGCAGAUAUGAAAUUGGAGUCGGUAGCUGAUACGAAAACGAGAUCUGCUAUAGAAAGACAAAUUGCCCAGUGGGACGAAGAUCUGGAGAAAUUGUAUAUGGAACAAUAUAGGCUUAAAUGUUAUAUUGCUUCACUUCACGGAAAUGAACUCCCAAAUCCUAAAAACUUGUUGUCUUCGGUAUCGAAACCUACAAAGACAGCGCUUCUGCGAUUAGGCAUAUGUACAGUCAGUACAUUGCACGCUUUAGUGUGCGCUAGGGCACCUGCCACUGCUGCCACACUUAAUUUGCAGAGGAAAGGGGGUUUACUAUCGACUUUUAAAUCUGAUGUCACCUCUCGAAUCCGACCAAGGUCACCUAGACAAAUGGAUGACGAGGAAUACGUCGUCGAUCUGUCUAGAAGGAUGCAGGAAGAAACCCAAAGUCCAGAUAGUGAGAUCUCGGUGAAAAGCGAACUUAGAGUUGGAAUUCCGGGUGAUCAAUAUAUACUAGCAACAGUGGGUGAACGAACAACCAUAGGAGAGUUACUCGAUGCUAUCUGCUCAAGAAGACAACUAGAUCCUACAGAACACUUUGUAAAAGUUAUAACUAUAUCCGGUAGCGAAGUUACGCUCGAUAGGCAAAACGUUCUCGAUCUAGAAUCUAUAGAAUCUAUGCAAGUCUGCCAAAAGCUCAUUUUUCAAAUAGACCUCUUCCACACUGAGAAGGAGGGUGACUUCGGAAUGAAUGUUGAAGCAGAAUUAGCCGACGAGACAGAUGACGAGUUGCGCGUAUUCAUCUCUGAAAUUUCCCGAACAGGUGUAGCUGGUCGUAAAGGGCUGUUGGUUGGUGACGAAAUUCUCGUUUUAAAUGGUAGGAUCAUUGCUAAACUCGACAUGGUUUAUGUCGAGAACAUACUCAACGCAGAAUGUAAAAUUUCCUUGACUAUCCGUUCUUGCCGAACUGACCUUCCUGCUUCAAUUAACGCUCAACAACAACAAUCGGCAGCAUUUAUCGAACAAAUAGUCAUACCUCCCCCACCCUAUCAAUCUAUCAUUUCUGAAAGGGAGCUUGGUGAGCUAAUCUUACCAGCCCCCGAAUCAAAAAAGGGCUCAGAUGUGCAAAAAACGCCUGAAGGUGCGUCUGUUGAUUCACUUCUUCAAGGAGCCGAACAAGUAACUCAUUUCUGUCGACUGUUGCAUUCCAAACACGGCGAAAGAGUCGAAAUCGAUGGUGGUGUUCCAUCCGACGAUUCGAACGGUAAACAAUUAACGGAAGGGGACCGACUUCGUAAAGUUGUUAAAGAGUUAAUUUCGACUGAGAGAUUGUACGUCAGAGAUUUGAAUUGCCUGAUUGAGAGAUACUUGGAACCAUUAAAGGACGAGACAUUCUUAACAAGUGAAGAUGUUGAACAGUUAUUUGGUAAUAUUAGAGAGAUUGUAUCUUUUCAAAAGAUUUUCUUAAAUGCUUUAGAAGAGGGUGUCAGAUUAGAGCAAAAUUUUGAUAUUUUUCAAGAUGGCGUCCAAUUUAAGAAACUCUUGCUAUCUUUAGCCGGAACAUUUUUAUAUCAUGCCAACCAUUUCAAGCUCUACUCUAGUUUCUGCGCUAGCCAUUCAAAAGCUCAAAAGAUCCUGCAGCCUGAUUCGAAUCCCCGCCUAGCCGAUUUCCUUCGUGCUCGUAAUCCUAAACAGCAGCACUCCUCUACACUGGAAUCAUUCCUAAUAAAGCCAAUUCAAAGGAUAUUGAAAUAUCCUCUUUUGUUAUCCGAAUUACGUGCGCUAACAAGACCGAAUUCGGAAGAAUUUCAACAUCUAGACGAAGCUUUAAGGUGCAUGCAGGCAGUAGCUGAACAUAUAAACGAAAUGCAGAAAAUUCACGAAGAAUAUGGUUGCGUAUUUGAUUCCCUAGUUAAGGAAUAUAAGUUGGAUUUGAAUAUUGCUGAUUUGCAUAUGUACGGCAAUGUUAAUUGGCUAAACGCAUUGGAGGACGUUAGAAAAGUGAAGAAAGGAACUGAUCUUUUAAAUAUCGUUUUCGUCUUUAAGCAAGCUCUCGUUCUAUUGUGCCAAGAGAGGACGCAGAGGAAGCGUUCACCAAAAUCAAGACAACAACCUCCACCAGGUCCGGGGACCGAAGGUAUGGAGAUUGUUAAAUUUCGUACAGCCAUACCAGUCGAAGAACUGCAAGUGAGAGCAACAGGAGUGGGUGAUACGGAAAGGCACGGUCUAUGGACGGCCGUCCAUUGCAGAUCCGAACAGGAAGGACGACCAGAAAAACGAUACGAAUUCGCAAGCUCUUUAAAUGCGAAAGCCGAAUUUCUCAAAACUAUUAGAAAUACUAUACGAGAUAGCGUCAAAAGGAUGUCAGUACCUUCAACUAGACGUCCAGACUCAUUAUCGUCAAAGAGAAAGACAGUAGCUAGAUUUGAUAUGUCCAGAUCGUUGGAUAUGGAAGAAAGAUCUGCCGCAAGUGAUAGUGAUAGCUCAGCCCGAUUAAUGUACUCCAGUCACAGACCCGUAAAGAAAGCAACGCCAAAGACUACCGAUACUCUCGGUUCACCAGUUUGGAAGCCAAGAACAACACCUACCUACACAGAUUACGCAAGCGUACAAGAGCAAAGACAAAGAAGAGUUACUCUAAAAGCCAAAGCACCACAAGGUGUUUAUGCAGAAGAUACUGACUGUUAGGUUCUAAUUGUGUUCCCUCCCGACCCUUAUUCGGUAGUUUUUAAUUGGUGCUAGUUCGGCCCUCGUCAAGACUUUUCUUUAAAAACGAACAUUCUUUUUGUAUGAGUACAGUCUAUGAUAAACUUUACAAACAAAUUUAAAAGAUAAAAAAGACAACCAAAAAACUUUAAUACAGCCGAAUUUUUCCUAUCGUCA
Messenger RNA from Dimorphilus gyrociliatus, 4491 nucleotides. The record is from the annotation of a GenBank genome assembly. NCBI's taxonomy places the organism in Eukaryota, Metazoa, Annelida, Polychaeta, Dinophilidae.